AUGCUCCACUCUUUCGGCGAAGGUAUUCGCAUUCAAAUUAUUUAUCUGAGUGCCGCAUCGCUACUCAUAUAUCGCAUCGCCUUAAUAUUUUAUCGCCUUUGGUUCCAUCCGCUGCGCAAAGUUCCAGGUCCAUGGCUAAACGCCGCUUCGUCGCUUCCCUUUCGCUAUCAACACCAUAUCCAAGCCACAUGGACUCGUCAGACUCGAGAUAUGCAUAUGCGCUACGGAUCCGUCGUGCGCAUUGCUCCAGAUGUGCUGGCAGUUGAGGGGUCAGUCGCAUGGCCGCAGAUCUACCACCACCGUAGUGGCGGGAAUCCCGAGUUUCUCAAAGGGAAGAACUUUUUCUUUCCUGGGGAUAAAAUCACCAUCAUUGGAGGCAACACUACCGAGGUCCAUCGUCGACAGCGCCGCCAUUUGGCCCAUGCCUUCAGCGAGGCCGCAAUAUAUAAGCAGGAGCCCAUCAUUAAAAGUUAUAUUGAUCUUUUCAUCUCGAGAUUAAGAGAGCGAGCCGUGGUUGGCGAAACUUUUAAUCUUGUGCACUGGCUCAAUUUUACCACAUUCGACAUUAUUGGAGAUCUAGCAUUUGCAAACUCGUUUGGAAGUCUCGAGUCAAGCAAUUAUCAUCCCUGGGUCUUGGCCAUAUUCGAAAACGUCAAAGCCGCGAGCUAUCAAGGUUUCCUCCGCGCGUACCCCAUCCUAUCACUACUGAACUAUUUCAGGCCGGCAAAAUCUCUGCAAAAAGAAUUACAAAACCGAGAGUAUGCCGCUGCCAAGGCGCAGGCGCGCAUAAGCCAGGGAGCGGAACCCCAAGGCGGGCGACGCGAUUUCAUGACCUACAUGCUCCGAGAGAACCGACACGGCGAAAAGGGCAUAUCGGACGUGGAGAUCAUGGCCAACAGCGGGGUGCUCGUCGGGGCGGGAAGCGAGACCACGGCGACGGCCCUAUCGGGCUUUUUCUUUUACGCUGCGCAGAACCCGGCCAUCUUGGAUUCGCUCAAAGAGGAGGUGCGCUCGGCCUUUUCAGACGAGUCGGAGAUCAGUAUGCGUUCAACCGAAAAAUUGGUCUACCUCAAGGCCUGCAUCGAAGAAACACUGCGCGUCUACCCGCCAGCUCCGGAAAUCCCAGCUCGUAUAUCUCUUAGCGAUUAUAUAAAUAGACACUAUAUCCCUGCUGGCGUGAAUAAUUAA
This is a messenger RNA of Pestalotiopsis fici W106-1, 1188 nucleotides long. RefSeq lists its product as uncharacterized. Lineage: Eukaryota; Fungi; Ascomycota; Sordariomycetes; Amphisphaeriales; Sporocadaceae. Gene Ontology annotation, molecular function: oxidoreductase activity, acting on paired donors, with incorporation or reduction of molecular oxygen; heme binding; monooxygenase activity. The record is from RefSeq and is a predicted model, not a curated record. The coding region runs from base 1 to 1188 and encodes 395 amino acids. The transcript has 2 exons.